CCAUUUUACAACCCCAACUGUGAACUAUGGAGUGCCCUGAGGCGCAGCUCCCCGAUUCCUCAGAAAAUGAUUCAACACUGACAGUUUCCACAGCAGAAGUAACCAGCAACCAAGAACCCCAGAUUCCUGGUGACCGUGGGGCUGAAACCGCCUGUGACAGCAGCACCGAAGUUGCCGGCGAGCAAGGCACCCGAAUUCCUGGCGACCAUGGCGUUCAUACUGAUGCCGACAGCAGUGCCCAAGCUGCUGCCCAAACUCCAGGAAACUUAGUAGAAAGGAAAGACCUGAGUGAAAGACAGAAUGAACUUCCUUAUGAACUUGAGAACCAGUUUAUCUUACGUCUGCCUAUGGAACAUGCUUGUACUGUGAGGAACUUAAUGCAUUCUGGAAGUGUCAUCUCGAAGGAUAAACUAAAAAUUGACUUAUCUUCUGAUGGGCGGAAUGCACUUGUUGAGGUAGAAGAUGUCUCACUAGCUGCUAAGCUAGUUGAUUUGCCUUGUGUUAUCGGAAGCCUGAAAACUCAUGAUAAAAAAACCUUUUAUAAAACAGCAGAUAUUUCCCAGAUGCUUGUGUGUGAGGCUGAUCAUGAUAUCCACUCUUCUCCAGAAGAACCAGUUACCUCUACUGAUCUUAAAGCAAUCAGUAAAGAUGAAAAGGAGAAACAGAAGAAAUAUGUCUGGAAGCAUGGCAUUACUCCACCACUUAAGAAUGUCAGAAAGAAAAGAUUCCGGAAAACAACAAAAAAGCCCAUUGAUUUCAAACAAAUCGAAGAAAUCAGCUUUACUGAGGAAGAGGGCAUUUCUACAAAACACAAAGUGUUAAUUGACAGUAUUGGUAUCCCCUCCCCCACUUUGCUUCAGUACACUGACUCUCCAGAUGUGGAAAAGGAACUAAAGAGACUGCUAUGUUCGGAUGCUGAAGCUGUCUGUGCACGAUGGGAAGUCAUUAAUGAAGAUGAUACCAAGGAAAUAGAAAGUCAAGGUUCUAUUCCAGGCUUUCAGAUAUCCCCAGGAAUGAGUGGCUACAAGAGAGGUCACAUCUCAGAAUAUGAUAUGCUCCGUGAGAUGUUCAGUGGUUCUAGUAGUAACAGUGAUGAUGAUGAUGAUGAUGAUGAUGAUGAUGAUGAUGAUGAUAAUGAUGACGAUGACGAGGAGGAUGAGGAUGACGAUGAUGAUGACGAUGACGAUGAUGAAGAGGAAGAUGAUUAUGAAGAUGAGGAUGAAGAGGACUCUGAAGAAGAUCUGGAGAGGGAGCUACAGGCCAAGUUUAUGGAAUCUGGCCAGUAUGAGGCAAAGGAGGGUGCCACUUCAGUAGUCUCUGAAAUUCAGAAGCAGAUUCAUUACAUAGAGAAAAAGCUCCAUGGGAUCCAGAGAAAAGCACAAAGACAGAAGCAUCUCAUCAUGAAAGUGGAGAACCUGAUGCUCAAGAGUCAUUUACAGUCUGUGCUGGAGCAACUUAAGUUGGAGGAAAAUCAAAAAAUUGAGCAGCUUGUUUCCCUACAGCAACAAUUGAAAUAUUUUCUAGAGAAGUGAGGAGAGCCUUAAGCCUGGCACACAAAUGUUGGAUUCUCUAUCCAGACUGAAGAGUGGAUGAAAUUGUGCAUAUUUCUGUCCCUUCAUUUGCCUUAUGUCAAAUCAAUUGUAGUUGUUUCUCUAAUUCUUUUGCUAGUUAUAAUAUGUUUGAAGUUUGUAGUUGAGUAGAAAAGGACAAUAUAAAGAAAGUAGUAGACUUAAAGACUCCACACAAUUGUGGGAUUUUCUCUUUAUUAAUUUGAGAAUUAUUAUUAUUAUUCUUUUAGAGCUAGAGUCUCACUGUGUUUCCCAAGCUG
Molecule: messenger RNA, 1828 nt
Organism: Microcebus murinus (gray mouse lemur)
Lineage: Eukaryota; Metazoa; Chordata; Mammalia; Primates; Cheirogaleidae
Source: RefSeq, a predicted model, not a curated record